AUGAAAAGCUACGACAACAUGGAUUUGGACUCGAUGAAAUAUGCCGACUUACGAAGCCUUGCUAAAGAGCUCGGACUGAAGGCGAACAUGAAAGCUGAGAAACUUCUGAAAGCCAUAAAGCAGCAUUAUCAACGAGAGGUGAAGAAAGAGGAGGCGGAAGGGCAGGAGCAAGAUAAUAACAAUAUGCAUAAAAAUGAAAUGGACGUUCAGGAAAGUGAGAAUGCAGCCUCCAGCCCUGCUGUGUUUGUGAACACACGUCGGGGGAGAGGAACCUGCUCCAAGAGAAGGAUCUCUGAUGUAGCAGUAGGGAUCGACUUUGAUGCCCAAGUGGCUCCGGAUGCUGCAGAGGCUUCUACUGAAAACAAAACGAGUGGCUCGCUCUUCAAUGCGAGAGGUGGGAAGAAAAGAAAGGUUUCUAACGUUAAACGAUCUGAAAAACAUGAAGUGGAGCCACAGACCAUCAGCAGUGAGCAGCAGCCCAGCAUUAAGGAAGAAGCACCCAUCUGUAGUGAAACAGAAAAAGCUCCAAAGGUGACCUACGCUGGCAAAAUCCCUCGCUACCAAGGGCUACAGUUAAAGACUAAGAACCUGCCAAAGCAAGUCACGCCCAACUUCAAGAAACUUCACGAAGCACAGUUCAACAAAAUGGAAUCAAUUGAUACCUAUGUUCAGCGGAAGACUAAGCAGAUUGGGACCUACAAAAGUUCAGUCAAAGAACAGAAGAGGGCCAAUUCAGGCGUUGCCCCCCUGUUCAGCCCUAUACCGCUGGAUAAGAAACCAACCGUGGAGAAGAGCAGACACACGUUGCUCUCAACCAGUAAAGCCCCCCCACAAAAACCUGCCGGGAAAGAAGUGGCUCCAUUCAGACCAUCUGUUCUUUCUACUCGCAGGAUUAAUGUUCGAUUCUCAGAGGCUACUCAUCACAUUGAGUUAAAGAAAAGUUUGGUGAAAACGCCUGCGCGCAAGUUGCUCGCUGUGACUUCCAGCACCCCAAAGCAGACUGCAGAAGGAUGGAAGCCCUCUAGUGUCAAGGCUGCAACUUUCUCUGCCCAAAAGACUCCAGGACCAUUUGUCUUCACCGGGAACACCAGCGCCGUAACCACCCCCGGAACGCAGAAGAAGCAGAGCUUUGAUCUGAAGGCCAGUCUGUCUCGUCCGCUCACCUACAAGCCACAUAAAGGUAAACUGAAGCCGUUUGGAGAGGCCCAAGAAAACGCCGUGGGGAACAAGUCGGUGCUCUCGAACACGCAUCAGGAAAGCUACAAGAAUCACAAAGUCCAGUCCAGGGACGACCGUAGAGCGAAAAAAGUGGAAGACCGGAAACAGAAGAAGCAAAGCAUUCUAGGGGCGAGGAGAGGCCUUGUGAUGAUGUAG
This is a messenger RNA of Menidia menidia (Atlantic silverside), 1374 nucleotides long. The record is from the annotation of a GenBank genome assembly. NCBI's taxonomy places the organism in Eukaryota, Metazoa, Chordata, Actinopteri, Atheriniformes, Atherinopsidae.